Suillus fuscotomentosus is the source of this 210-nucleotide messenger RNA. RefSeq lists its product as uncharacterized. Gene Ontology annotation, molecular function: oxidoreductase activity, acting on the CH-CH group of donors. The record is from RefSeq and is a predicted model, not a curated record. The transcript has 2 exons. NCBI's taxonomy places the organism in Eukaryota, Fungi, Basidiomycota, Agaricomycetes, Boletales, Suillaceae. The annotation marks the transcript as partial.
CAAUUCUGCCUUGCCGAGCUGAGGAGAGGCCUAGACAUCUUCCGAAUGAAGACAUCAGCAACACUUCUUCCAACAGGCGAAUUCGACCUCCAUAUGCCGUUGCCCUCGGAUGCCAAGUUCAUGCCGCCAACCAUUCCAGUGAAAGGUCUUUCCUGCAUCGCCGUUGUUUUCGCACAACUGUACAUGGACGGCGAAUUCCGUGGACCUUGA